Asparagus officinalis (garden asparagus) is the source of this 4004-nucleotide messenger RNA. RefSeq names its product ubiquitin carboxyl-terminal hydrolase 12-like. Lineage: Eukaryota; Viridiplantae; Streptophyta; Magnoliopsida; Asparagales; Asparagaceae. Bases 91 to 3453 code for a protein of 1120 amino acids. Gene Ontology annotation, molecular function: cysteine-type endopeptidase activity; protein binding; cysteine-type deubiquitinase activity. The record is from RefSeq and is a predicted model, not a curated record. The transcript is spliced from 32 exons. Gene Ontology annotation, cellular component: nucleus; cytosol. Gene Ontology annotation, biological process: protein deubiquitination; regulation of protein stability.
UUCUACAGAGCGCCUUUUGGCACUUCUCUCUCCUCUCCCUCCACCGCGAUCCCGUCCUCCGCCGGCGAUCCCUCGCCCCCGCCCCUAUCCAUGACUAUAAUGACCCCUCCUCCCCUCGAUCAGGAAGACGACGAGAUGCUUGUUCCCCAUUCCGAGCUUACCGACGGAGCUCAGCCAAUGGAAGUGGCGCCCGUGGAGACUGCGACCAGGGCCGAGAGCCACCAGCAGCAGCAGCAAGUGGAGGAUCCUCCCACGACGUCUAGGUUUACGUGGACGAUCGAGCAUUUUUCGAGGCUUCACCCAAAGAAGCACUACUCUGAUGUUUUCAUGGUUGGCGGUUACAAAUGGAGAGUGUUGAUAUUUCCAAAAGGGAACAAUGUAGACCACUUGUCUAUGUACUUGGAUGUGGCUGAUUCGGCGGCACUUCCUUAUGGAUGGAGUAGAUAUGCACAAUUCAGCUUGUCGGUGAUCAAUCAGAUAAAUAGCAAGUAUAGUGUCAGAAAAGAAACACAACACCAGUUUAACGCUCGAGAAAGUGAUUGGGGUUUUACUUCAUUUAUGCCCCUCAGUGAGCUUUAUGACCCUAGUAGAGGAUAUAUUGUGAAUGAUACCUGUGUAGUUGAAGCUGAGGUUGCGGUACGUAAGGUAAUUGACUACUGGAAUUAUGACUCUAAGAAAGAAACUGGUUAUGUUGGCCUUAAGAAUCAAGGAGCAACCUGUUACAUGAACUCUCUUCUUCAAACUCUGUACCAUAUUCCCUACUUCAGAAAGGCUGUUUAUCAUAUGCCUACAACAGAAAAUGAUAUGCCAUCUGGAAGCAUUCCCCUGGCUCUGCAGAGCCUGUUUUAUAAACUUCAGUAUAGUGAUAGUAGUGUUGCUACCAAAGAACUAACUAAGUCAUUUGGAUGGGACACAUAUGAUUCUUUUAUGCAACAUGAUGUGCAAGAACUCAAUAGAGUUCUUUGUGAGAAGUUGGAAGACAAAAUGAAGGGAACUGUUGUUGAAGGAACAAUACAACAACUGUUUGAAGGACAUCAUAUGAAUUACAUUGAGUGUAUUAAUGUGGAUUAUAAAUCCACCAGAAAGGAGUCGUUUUAUGACCUUCAGCUAGAUGUCAAGGGAUGUCGGGAUGUUUAUGCUUCUUUCGACAAAUACUGUGAAGUUGAAAGACUCGAAGGAGAUAACAAGUACCAUGCUGAAAACCAUGGCCUACAGGAUGCGAAGAAGGGUGUUCUAUUCAUUGAUUUUCCUCCUGUCUUGCAACUCCAACUGAAGCGAUUUGAAUAUGAUUUCAUGCGGGAUACAAUGGUAAAGAUAAAUGAUCGUUAUGAGUUUCCUUUGCAACUAGACCUUGAUAGAGAAAAUGGAAAAUAUCUUUCUCCAGAUGCAGACAGGAGAGUUCGCAACCUGUAUACUCUUCAUAGUGUUCUUGUUCAUAGCGGUGGGGUGCAUGGCGGACACUACUAUGCUUUUAUUCGACCAACUCUAUCUGAGCAGUGGUUUAAGUUUGAUGAUGAGCGGGUAACAAAAGAAGAUGCAAAGAAGGCUCUAGAGGAGCAGUAUGGUGGAGAAGAAGAGUUACCUCAGACAACACCUGGUUUCAAUAACACUCCAUUUAAGUUUACAAAGUAUUCAAAUGCUUACAUGCUUGUAUAUAUUCGAGAAAGUGACAAGGAUAAAAUAGUUUGCAAUGUGGAUGAAAAAGAUAUUGCUGAGCACCUCAGAAUAAGAUUGAAGAAAGAACAAGAAGAAAAGGAACACAAGAAGAAGGAGAAAGCUGAGGCCCAUCUUUAUACCAUUAUAAAGGUUGCUCGAGAUGAAGACUUGAGAGAACAAAUUGGAAGGGAUAUUUACUUUGACCUAGUGGAUCAUGACAAAGUUCGGAGUUUCCGUAUCCAAAAACAGACGCCUUUCUACACGUUCAAGGAGGAGGUGGCCAAAGAAUUCGGCGUUCCCGUGCAAUGUCAGCGUUUUUGGCUGUGGGCUAGACGGCAAAACCAUACAUAUCGUCCCAAUAGGCCAUUGACUCCACAAGAGGAAGCUCAAUCUGUUGGACAGUUAAGGGAGAUCACUAACAAGUUGCAUAUUGCUGAGCUCAAAUUAUUCUUGGAAGUGGAAAUUGGACUGGAUCUUCAACCUCUUCCUCCACCAGAUAAAACUAAGGAAGAUAUACUGCUUUUUUUCAAGCUCUAUGAUCCUGAAAAGGAAGAGCUGAGGUAUGUGGGAAGGCUCUUUGUCAAGGCUUUAGGGAAGCCAACAGAAAUUCUCUCGAAGUUGAAUAAGAUGGCUGGAUUUCUUCCAGAUGAAGAAAUUGAGCUUUAUGAGGAAAUUAAAUAUGAACCUAGUGUAAUGUGCGAGCACAUAGACAGGAAGCUCACUUUCCGAGCUAGCCAGCUGGAAGAUGGUGAUAUCAUCUGCUACCAAAAAGCUCCCACUCCAGAGAGUGAAGACCAGUGUCGCUAUCCUGAUGUUCCAUCAUUUUUGGAAUAUGUUCAUAAUCGUCAGGUUGUCCAUUUUCGCUCACUGGAGAAACCAAAAGAGGACGAUUUUUGUUUGGAACUGUCAAAGCUUUUCACCUAUGAUGAUGUUGUGGAAAGAGUUGCUCGACAACUUGGUUUAGAUGAUGCAUCAAAAAUCCGUCUAACGUCUCACAAUUGUUACUCUCAGCAACCUAAACCCCAGCCAAUCAAAUACCGCGGUGUUGAGCAUCUUUCAGAAAUGCUCGUCCAUUACAAUCAGACUUCUGACAUAUUGUAUUAUGAAAUACUGGAUAUUCCUCUUCCUGAACUGCAAUGUUUAAAAACUCUUAAAGUUGCAUUUCAUCAUGCCACCAAGGAUGAGGUUGUAAUUCACACCAUUCGAUUACCCAAAAACAGCACUGUAGGUGAUGUAAUUAAUGAUCUCAAGAGUAAGGUGGAGCUAUCUCAGCCAAAUGCUGAACUCAGAUUGCUUGAGGUCUUCUAUCACAAGAUCUAUAAGAUAUUUCCUCCUAAUGAAAAGAUAGAAAACAUAAAUGAUCAGUACUGGACAUUGCGUGCAGAAGAGAUUCCAGAAGAGGAGAAAAAUCUUGGUCCUCACGAUCGCUUGAUUCAUGUCUACCAUUUCAUGAAAGAUCCUAAUCAGAAUCAGAUGCAGGUUCAAAACUUUGGGGAACCAUUCUUCUUGGUUAUUCAUGAAGGUGAAACUUUAUCCGAGGUGAAAGCACGUAUCCAAAAGAAACUGCAGGUUCCUGAUGAAGAAUUCUCUAAGUGGAAGUUCGCAUUUCUAUCACUUGGUCGGCCUGAGUACCUUCAGGAUUCAGAUAUUGUAUCUAGCCGGUUUCAGCGAAGAGAUGUCUAUGGAGCUUGGGAACAGUACCUUGGAUUGGAGCACGCUGACACUGCUCCAAAAAGGCUCUACACAGCCAAUCAGAACCGACACACAUAUGAAAAGCCUGUGAAAAUCUACAAUUAGAGAAUUUCCAAACUUCGGCCUACAGUAUCAAUCUACUCAAAUCCUGCAUCUUUGCCUUCAAAAUGAACGAGAAACUGUAGGCUCAACAAAAGCAGCACUAUUAGAUGGGAGUGCUUAGUUCCCAGGAAAUCAGCUUCUCCGAGGAAAAAUUAAGAAUGUGUGAUGUCUUAUGCAAGUGGGAGGGAGCUCUUUUGAGUUAAAUCUAUUCUUCAUACUCAAAACGCGCCAAUUCGAUGGAGAUCAUCUCCUCCAAACCAGUGUAGUUUUUAGUAUAUAAGUGAUUUUGUGCAGGGGAUGUAUACAGAGUAUAGUUUCCAUGUUAGGGCUGUUUUGUUUGUGCUGUCCGUUCCUGCUGUUAUAUUAUCUCUCUCUAUUUUUUUUUCCUUUUCUUUUGGGUUUUAGAGGCAGAACGAGGUUGUGUAAUGUGGAGGUUGUGUUAUAUGUACGAGAAACGUCUUGUUUUAUCUGCCUAGUGACCUUAUGUGUAGGUGUACUGGUUCAUGUAGUGCAUAUAAUAAUAUUAUCUAGUGUUAUUGGCAGAUUUCGAUAAA